This is a messenger RNA of Oldenlandia corymbosa var. corymbosa, 951 nucleotides long. Lineage: Eukaryota; Viridiplantae; Streptophyta; Magnoliopsida; Gentianales; Rubiaceae. The record is from the annotation of a GenBank genome assembly.
AUGCGUUUUGUCCCACCCAAAUUGGUUGGUGGCAGGGGAAAUAUUUCUGAAGCAGAGUACUUCUGCUACUUAAUUGACCUAAUUCCAGUGUUUGAUUAUGAUAUUCAGCCGCAUGACAUCAUUCUUGCUGUGAAGACAAGGCUUGAAUGUGAUGAAGAGACUUUUAAGUUUGAUGUGGAUGUUGACAGGGGUAGGUUUGUGGUCUUGAAUAUUGCUUAUGGUCUUGAUAAUGGAGGUACUUUUGAUGUCUCGGCUCUCACCACUAAAAAUGGAAAUAUUGAGGUCAAGGCAACAGUUGACGAAACUCAUCUUCGCGGAGAGGAUUUUGAUAACAAAAUGGUGAAUCACUUCGUGAAGGAGUUCAAGAGAAAGCACAGGAAGGAUAUCAGUGGAAAUCCCAAAGCGAUUAGGCGACUCAGGACAGCAUGCGAGAGGGCGAAGAGGAUCCUUUCGUCUUCUGUCCAGACAAGAAUAGAUAUUGAUUCUCUUUUUGAAGGCACUGACUUUUCUGCCAAUAUGGAGAAAAAAGCUAUAGAUGAUGUUGUCUUGGUGGUUGGUUCUAGCCGGAUUCAAAAGGUUCAGCAGUUGAAGAAUUUGAUGAAUGCGAAGGAGCUUUGCAGAAGCAUUAAUCCAGAUGAAGCUGUUGGGUAUGGUGCAGCGAUUCAAACCGCGAUUUUUAGUGGUAUUGCUCUUAAUGGAGAAGUAAUGAAGGUUUUGAUUCCUAAGAACACAACAAUCCCUACCAGAACAACACAAACAUUCACUACCCCGGCUGAUUACCAGUCUGAUGUUCGUGUUGAAGUGUUCGAGGGUGAGAGAGCCAGAACAAUGGACAACAAUUUUUUAGGUGAAUUUGACCUGGACGGAAUCCAAUUAGCCCCCAGGGGAGUCCCUCAAAUUGAGGUCGACUUUGAUUUGGAAGAUGAGGGAGCAUCACCCUUUAUGUACUGA